Messenger RNA from Mercenaria mercenaria, 1801 nucleotides. RefSeq lists its product as uncharacterized. The transcript has a single exon. The record is from RefSeq and is a predicted model, not a curated record. Gene Ontology annotation, molecular function: protein binding. Lineage: Eukaryota; Metazoa; Mollusca; Bivalvia; Venerida; Veneridae. Bases 73 to 1332 code for a protein of 419 amino acids.
UUUGUAUGAUCUACUUCCUUGUGGGUUUUAACUUAAAACAUACACAAUCUUGAUUUAUUUAGACAUAGAAAAAUGUAUGCAAGUACGGCAGAAGAAAACAAAGACAUAGAUAUUGCUCCUGACGAUGCUUCAGAUAAGUUAAAUGAAAAUAAAGAGGACAAAAUGAAUUACGAAGCGCAUACUUUCGAUUUCACAGAAAGAUCUUGCAGGACAGGCGAUUUUAUUUUGAAUGUGGAAGGGACUAAAUUACAUGUUGCAAAGAUUAUAUUAUCGCUUGCAUCUCCAGUAUUUGACAGAAUGUUUCAAUCGGAGUUCAAAGAAAGUAGCAGCGAGGAGUUGUCUUUGCCAGGAAAGAAUCUGGAAGACGUGAAGGAAUUUUUACGGUGUAUCUAUCCAAACUGUCUCGUGCAAGUUUCUUACGACAACGCUCUACGGCUACUACCACUUGUUGAUGAAUAUCAAGUUCUCCAUCUUAAGUCAAGAUGUGAACAUGUGUUGGUUGAAAAUGUUAAUGAUGAAACAUCCGUUGAAGAGCUGUAUCAGCGGUUAAAUGAGGUAGACAUGUAUAAAUUGAAUGAUCUACCUGAAAAAUGUAUCACAUUAGCGUUGCGAAAACCACACGAUGUACUCAUUGACGCUAAACGUACGUGCAGACCUCCAUCAGAGGACUUGGUUGAAAUAUUUGAAAAAGUAACUUUUAAAAUGACAGAAAUACAAAAACAGAUUGAAUUGAAGAAUGAAGAAUUGUCAAGAGAGAUUGAAAUAUUGAGAGAUGAUGCUGAAUUAGGCAAACAGGUGAAAGAAAGUGAUGCUUCAAAUAUAAAGUUAUCUGAAGAAUAUGAUGUAUCUAUGGCCUAUAUAACAGCGGAAAUAAAGAAAUCAAAAGAGGUAGCUUUUGAAGAGAAUGUUAAAUGGAAGGAAACACAUGUUGUUUUAAUGGCUCCAGUUGCAAAACAGUACAGUACAUCUAUUGAAAAAGAAAUAUGGGAUGUCCCUAUACAAAUUUCAACUUCAGUUCGUACUGAAACAGAAUACAGCCGGCGCAUUGGUUGUUAUAUUGAAACCUGUAAUUGGUUUCAUAUUAAAAUAAAACAUUCAGGAAAGGGUCAUAUUUCUUGCAAAGUUAAUGCAAGAUGUGACCUUGUAAAUAGACAGCCUGUUGGAGAAAAUAUUUCUGUCAGUAAGAAAUCUUAUUUCAACGAAGGAAUGCGUGAACAAUGUAUAGACGUCAAGAGGAUAAACGAUAUAAACAGUGUAAGUGCAGGCUUUAUACGUGAUGGGAAAAUCGGAGUUAUUGUUCAUUUGUAUAUGACAGAGCCUAAUAAGGGAUAAGGCUUAGAGUAUCAAAUGUCAUUAAUUGUUGUCAUAACCUUUAGUUACAUUGAUACUAAAUACGUAUCUUAAAAAGCGAAGAAAAGAGGAAGGUGCUCACAUAACAGUAUUACACGAAUAGAACUCGCAGUUUAAAAAAAAACAGAGUCAGGUCCAUAGUAACCUCUUUUGAAGAGGGCGAUGCCCGUCAGACUAGAGACGCUACGCUUAGGCCUUAAUAAGGCUUUGUCUACAGAAAAUUCUUCGCAAUCUGACGUUUAUGUAUUUUGAAAAUACUGCUGUAUCGAGCAAAAUUAUGUAUUGAUAUGCAACCAUGUAGUUGUUGAUUUUUUUUUUCGUUUUAUAAUGUAAAUUUCUUAUACAAAACUAAGCCAUGAGAUGAAAAUGUUUGUUAAUUGUUCAUACAAAAUAGAAUUAUUUUGGACUAUUUUUCAUUUCCAUCAGUGAAAUAACCGGUCUACUAAUAAAG